AUGGCUGAAGACGGCAGCGCAACGGUGGAAUCGAUUGAGUUGAAUGUAAGGUUUGACUGUUUGUUUCACCAUGGAGGAGAAUUCAUGAAGCCUCACGACGGUGAGAUGAUUUACAGAGGCGGGGUUACGACGCUUAUUACCGAUGUACACAUUGAAAGCUGGACUCAGAGUCACAUUCAAAAGGUGGUAAGUGGGUGGGGAUAUGGAGCUGGGUCGUUUAGGUUAUGGACGAAAAUUCCUGAAAUAGAUCCUAAUUAUUUCCAGAUUAAGAGUGAUUCGGAUGCUUAUGAUUUAGCUGCGUUUGCUUGUUCAAUAAGAGUAGAUGGGAAAUUGUUUGUUGAACACGAUGCAACUAUACACAGUAGUAAACCUAGGUGUGUGAAUGAAAGUGUAGAGUUAGAGGUAAGUGAUGAAGAGAACGUAGAAGGGAUGAAUGACAGUGAGGAUGAGAGGGCCACAGCUCUUGAUGAUGGUUUUGGAGUGGUUGAUGUUACUUUACCAGUUAGUGAGGGCCCUCUUGUAGUUGGUUUGUUGACCUAUCCUAGUAAGAGUAAGGGUGAGAGUGAAAAUAAAGGUGAGGAUGAUGAAUAUAUAAGUGAGGAUUUACUAAGUUUCGAUCCUGAUGCCUCAGAGGAUGAAAAAAAGCCUAGGUUUGACAAGUUUAAGAAGGAGGAGCUUAAUAAGGAUUACAAAUUUAAAUGGGGUAUGGAGUUCAACACCUUAGAUGAUUUUAGAGAGGCCAUCCGUGAGUGGACAGUAUUAAAUGGGAGGGAAAUUACCUUUGUAAAAAAUGAGAGUUAUAGAGUGAGGGUUGAGCGCAAGGCCAAAUGUGGUUUUUUAAUGCUUUGCUCUAAGGUGGGCCAUAAGCACAGUUAUGCCAUAAAGACUAUAAAAAAUACCCACACAUGUGCUAGGGUUUUGGAUAACAAAAGUGCAAGUUCUAAGUGGGUGGCUAAGGCUGUGGUCAAAAAGAUGAGAACAUCUGACAAGGUAAGGAUAUGUGACAUAAUCCAAGACAUGAGGCAAAAUUAUUCUGUUGGGAUCACUGUGUGUAGGGCAUGGAAAGCAAAAUUGAUUGCCAAAAAAAUCAUUGAAGGAGAUGCAGACAAGGAGUAUGCAAAUCUGUGGAGGUAUGCAUCUGAGUUGCAUAGGGUCAAUCCUGGAAACACUAUGAAGAUAAACAUAGAGAGGCCUUUACUUACCAUCGAACCAAGGUUUGGAUCUUUUUAUUUUUGUUUUGAUGGAUGUAAAAAAGGUUUUACAAAUGGUUGUAGACCCUUCAUUGGGGUAGAUGGAUGUCAUUUGAAAACAAAGUAUAGAGGUCAACUAUUGAUUGUUGUUGGAAGAGAUCCAAAUGAUCAAUACUUCCCUUUGGCCUUUGGAGUGGUAACAGAAACCAAAGAAUCAUGGAGGUGGUUUAUACAACUGUUAAUGGAAGACAUUGGGCAGGACAAAAGAAUUGUGUUCAUCUCAGAUCAGCAAAAGGGACUGGUUGCAGUUUUUGAAGAGUUGUUUGAAAGAAUUGAACAUAGAUUAUGCUUGAGGCACUUGUAUGCGAAUUUUAAGAAGAAGUUUGGUGGAGGAGCAUUGAUAAGAGACUUGAUGAUGGGAGCAGCCAAGGCAACCUACCAACAAGCAUGGACAUUGAAGAUGAAUGAGUUGAAGGCUGUAGAUCCAAAGGCUUGGGCAUGGCUCAUGGCAGUUCCUACAAAGUCUUGGUGUAAGCAUGCAUUUUCAUUCUAUCCUAAGUGUGAUGUGCUUAUGAAUAACAUAGCUGAAUUAUUCAAUGCCACUAUUUUGAAUGCUAGAGAUAAACCUAUAUUGACCAUGUGCGAAUGGAUUAUAAAAUAUCUGAUGAGUAGGUGUAGUAAUUCUACUUUGAAACUAGACAAGUGGCCACAUAAAGUGAUGCCUAUUCCCAGGAAAAGAUUGGACAAUGAGGUAGCUAUGAGUGGACACUGGUUGCCAACAUGGGCUAUGGAAGAGAAAUUUCAGGUCACUCAUGCUUAUAAUAGGCAAGAGUUCAUAGUUGACACUGCUAAAAAGAAUUGCACAUGUAAUUUUUGGGAUCUGGUAGGUAUUCCAUGUAGACAUGUUGUUGCUGCAUUAGGGUUUAGACAACAGAACCCAGAGGAUUUUGUUCAUGAGUAUUUCACUAGAGACAGGUAUGCCAUGUACUAUGGAUUUGCUAUUAGUCCAAUUAAUGGCACUGACAUGUGGCCUGAGGUAGAAAGUGAAGAACUUUUACCUCCUAAUUACAAAAAGGGACCUAGAAGGCCUAGGAAGCUAAGGAUAAGGGAAAGUGGAGAAGAAGGUGCUAGAAGAAGGUUACCUGAUGUAUCUCAUAGAUGCACCAGGUGUGACAAGGUGGGCCACAAUGUUAAGACAUGCAAAAGCAAGAGGCAAAAUCAGAGUGCAAUGAAAAGAAAGAAGAAAAUGAGACCAAAUAUUAGUGAAGAAUGUACUAGCAAUGCUGGAAGCCAGUCUGCUCCAAACAAUGAAGAAGGUCAACACAAUCCUGGAAACCAGUCUGCUACAAACAAUGAAGAAAAUGAAGAUACCAAGACUGAUUCAUUGUUUGGAGAUGUAACUGAUGACAUGAUAAGCAGCAUACCAGACUUCCAUUCUCAGGCAUCAACAAGCAACAAUUAUAAGGUAAAGGGAAAGAUGAUUGACAAGCCAAUUGUGAGGAGAAGGGUAAGUGAGAGGAUAAAGGAGAACUGGUUCAAGAAACCAAAACCAUUCACCGGUCCAGGUUCAAACCCUGAGCAGCCUAUUUGUAUGGACAUUGCUGAUGAGGAAUCUUCAAAGGUUACUCCAUAA
Messenger RNA from Vicia villosa (hairy vetch), 2823 nucleotides. RefSeq lists its product as uncharacterized. NCBI's taxonomy places the organism in Eukaryota, Viridiplantae, Streptophyta, Magnoliopsida, Fabales, Fabaceae. Gene Ontology annotation, molecular function: zinc ion binding. The record is from RefSeq and is a predicted model, not a curated record. The transcript is spliced from 4 exons. The coding region runs from base 1 to 2823 and encodes 940 amino acids.